GUUUCUCCAGGUGCUGUACACGGAGCUGGCUUGGAGCCUCAGCCCUCUGCCUUCCUCUUCUCUUCAGUUUUUUGUUAGGGAUCCUGGGUUCUCCUCUUCUCUCUGAGAAGCCAGAGUCCAAGUGUUCCAUUCCCAGGGAGGGACUGCCCUUAGGGCCAGGGAGAGUGAAGGCCGGAGGAGGCACCAGCUGGAGAAGAAGGGCAGGGCCUGGAGGUCAAGUCUGGAAGGGAAGGAGCUGCUGGCCAAUCAGGGGUGAGCCGACUGCACCCUGACCUGCUGGGCUGGGACAGCACAGGACCCACCGUAUCUGUGAGUUUGAGUGGCCACCGUCCAUACUCUUGCGGUCACAGUCCUGGGACCACGUGGGGAUGCUGCUGUGGCUCCCUGCCUUCUCCAUUCUGGGUCUCCAGGCCCGGGGGGAUUUUCCACAGUUCUCCUGGAAUGAGACCGAAGCCAGAGGCUUAUCGCAGGGGUUUAUGAACCUGUUUGUCAGCAUCUCACAGCUCAUUCACAACAGUCGCAAGGAUACUCCCACCAUUAUCCCCCGCAAGGAAUGGGGGGCAAGACCGCUUGGCUGCAGUGCCCGGCUGACCCUGCCUGUGGCUUAUGUCAUCACGGAGCAGCUCCCCGGGAUGGAGUGCCAGGAGCAGACGGUUUGCAGCCAGAUGCUGCGGGGGCUGCAGUCCCAUUCUGUCUACACCACAGGCUGGUGCGACGUGGCAUACAACUUCCUGGUUGGGGACGACGGCAGGGUGUACGAAGGUGUUGGCUGGAGCACCCAAGGCGUGCACACCCAGGGCUACAACAACGUCUCCCUGGGCAUUGCCUUCUUUGGCAGUAAGAGAGGCAGCAGUCCCAGCCCUGCUGCCUUCUCAGCUGCAGAGGGUCUGGUCUCCUAUGCCAUCCAGAAGGGUCACCUGUCACCCAUGUAUAUUCAGCCACUUCUUCUGAAAGAAGAGAUCUGCCUGGACCCUCAACAACCAGUGAUGCCCAGGAAAGUUUGUCCCAACAUCAUCAAACGAUCUGCUUGGGAAGCCAGAGAGACACACUGCCCUAAAAUGAACCUCCCGGCCAAAUACGUUAUCAUCAUCCACACCGCUGGCACAAGCUGCACUGUACCCACAGACUGCCAGACUGUCGUCCGAAAUACACAGUCCUUUCACAUGGACACACGGAACUUUUGUGACAUCGGCUACCACUUCCUGGUGGGCCAGGAUGGCGGUGUGUAUGAAGGGGUUGGAUGGCACAUCCAAGGCUCCCACACUUAUGGAUUCAACGAUAUUGCCCUAGGAAUUGCCUUCAUUGGCUACUUUGUAGAAAAGCCUCCAAAUGCUGCAGCGCUGGAGGCGGCCCAGGACCUGAUCCAGUGUGCUGUGGUCGAGGGGUACCUGACUCCCAACUACCUGCUCAUGGGCCACAGUGACGUGGUCAACAUCCUGUCCCCUGGGCAGGCUUUGUACAACAUCAUCAGCACCUGGCCUCAUUUCAAGCACUGAAGGAGGCCCUGCUCCCUCCGAGACUGCCCUCACCAGCCACCUGGCUCAGCACCGUGUGUUCCCCUCCCCUGCUGGGCCUCUCCCGCCCUCACCAGCCACCUGGCUCAGCACCGUGUGUUCCCCUCCCCUGCUGGGCCUCUCCCGCCCUCACCAGCCACCUGGCACAGCACCGUGUGUUCCCCUCCCCUGCCAGCCCAUCCUGUCCCUCCUUCCUCUGGUCAGCGUCCUCACAUCCUCUCCUGCCAGCAUCCUGCAGGAGCCCCCAGGCCUAUGCGGCUGCGCAUUCACAGCCCUCCUGUCUCCUUACCUUCGUCUCCCCCAGGGCACCUACGUCCUCAGCCAGGCAAGACAAUGAGCUGGUCCUUGUGGCAUUUCUCUCUCUCUCUCCCUGUGUCCCUCUGCCUGGUGAGUCUUCCCUGUUGUCUGCAUGGAAGCCCCCACCUUUUACCCCUUGCUCGUGACCAGGUCAGCAUGCGCAUACCUCCUGUCUGCUCACACAUGGACUGGUACAUAUUUGGAUGCAGCCCUUUCUUAAGUGCUGUAAUUGUUUAUAGAUGUGUCUGUCUUCUCCUCUGGGUUGUAAGUUCCUCCAAGGGAGGAACUGUAUUUUGUUCACAUCUGUCCUCAGUACCUCAGCAGUGCUUGGAGUUUAAUAGGUUCUACAAAUGUUGGUUAAAGAAAGAAUGAAUAAGGCCGGGCGCAGUGGCUCACGCCUGUAAUCCCAGCACUUUGGGAGGCUGAGGCGGGUGGAUCACGAGGUCAACAGAUUGAGACCAUCCUGGUCAACAUGGUGAAACCCCGUCUCUACUAAAAAGACAAAAAAUUAGCUGGGUGUGGUGGCGGGUGCCUGUAGUCCCAGCUACUCGGGAGGCUGAGGCAAGAGAAUUGCCUGAACCCAGGUGGCAGAGGUUGCGGAGAGCCAAGAUCGCGCCAUUGCACUCCAGCCUGGGUAACAGGAGCGAAAUUCCGUCUCAAAAAAAAAAAAAAAGAAAGAAUGAAUAAAUGAAUGAGUGGACCCAGGUCCCUGUUCACCUUGCCAAUUUUCUUUGGCACUUCCUCCCUGGGGCAGCCUUCCUGGAUGGUGUCCCCAUCCCACCAGCGUUCUCUUCAUUCCUGUUCCCUCCCAGUCCAAGGCUCAGAGCUGACUCUGGUCACCUGUUUGUAAUGGUGACUGUAUCGCUAAAGUCCCGAGUCCAGGUUCCCCAAGAGAACCCUGAAGGGAGCAUGCGCCUUUUUAGGGUCGGGCCAGGGCUGUGUCCACACAAGCUGCCCAGGGCCUGCCACUUGUCAUUGCCUGGCCAGGCCCCACUGGGUGCUGCACUGAGAGAGAGCCCAGAGCCCUGGUGCUCUGUAUCCCUUCCUGCUUGAGUUCCUCUUGCCCAGAAGGAAGCUCCUUCUUUCAGACAGGGGCUUGAGGACUGUACGGCUGUUUACUGGAAGCACGUGAGCUGGCUCUUGUUUUCACAGGUUUUAAUCUGGAAACAAGGGAAGGUGUUGACAAAAAGAGUCAAAAUAAAAUAUUUGAAGAGAUUUAUUCUAAGCCAAAUAUGAGUGAACAUGGCCUGUGACACAGCCCCAGUAGAUCCUGAGAACAUGAGCCCAAGGUGGUCAGGCUACAGUUUGGUUUUAUAUCUUUUAGGGAGACAUGAGACAUCAAUUGAUACAUGUAAGAUGUGUAUUGGUUUGGCUGGAAACCAAGCAGGUGGGCAGGUGGUAGGGAGGGAUUCCAAGUCAUAGGUGGAUUCAAAGAUUUUCUGUUUAGCAGCCUCAUCUGUAUACAGCUCUGUGCUUUCAAAACUGUCCCUUUGAGCUCAUUAGAUUGAUUCCGUCCUUUUGUUAUUUGCUCUAUGGCAUCCUGGGUGUGUAAGCAGGGGAAGAAUGGUUUGUCUAGAGGUCACAUAAGCCCAGGGAGACUCCUAACCCUUGCCCCGUUUAUACAACCAGAGGAAGGUGGCUCCAGGAGAGCUCCUGUAGUGAGUGGCCUUCCUCCUGCAGUAAAAAGUGACACUCCUGCCAGCCCCCUUCUUCUUGUGGAGGGGUGGGAGGCAGGCACAGGCUUCCUGGAGGAACCGUCCCCAGUCGGGGUGAGUUUAACAGCCCUGUGUGAGGGAAGCAGCCAAAGGGGUAGACUGAGAUGCUGAGAAAUAACUUCAUGAAAAAGGUGUCCUUACAAUUUCUUGGCCUUCCUUAUGAUCCUCCAAAACAGAGGGUCUCCUCCCUUUGAUUUCAACACCAUUCCCAGGCCUCAGGGACUCAUUGGUCUCCCUCCCCAACUCCCAUCCCUUAUGGACUUUGGAAGGGACUGUAGACUCCCCAUCUCUAUCAGCACUCCUGAAGGCCUCAAAACAACAAUAUUGGCCGGGCGCAGUGGCUCACGCCUGUAGUCCCAGCACUUUGAAGGCCAAGGUGGGUGAAUCACCUGAAGUCAGGAGUUUGAAUCCAGCCUGACCAACGAGGGGAAACCUCAUCUCUUGUAAAAAUACAAAUAUUAGCCAGGUGUGGUGACGGGAGCCUGUAGUCCCAGCUACUCAGGAGGCUGAGGCAGAAUUGCUUGGACCCAGGAGGCAGGUUGCAGUGAGCUGAGAUUGUGCCACUGUACUCCAGCCUGGACAAUGGAGUGAAACUCCAUCUCAAAAACAAACAAACAAUUUGUCUAAAAAACAAGCAAAUAAAAACAAACAAACAAAUAUUGCAUGGUCUGGAUUAUUGUUUUUCCCAAA
Molecule: messenger RNA, 4216 nt
Organism: Callithrix jacchus (white-tufted-ear marmoset)
Lineage: Eukaryota; Metazoa; Chordata; Mammalia; Primates; Cebidae
Source: RefSeq, a predicted model, not a curated record